Messenger RNA from Morchella sextelata, 867 nucleotides. RefSeq lists its product as uncharacterized. The transcript has a single exon. Bases 1 to 867 code for a protein of 288 amino acids. NCBI's taxonomy places the organism in Eukaryota, Fungi, Ascomycota, Pezizomycetes, Pezizales, Morchellaceae. The record is from RefSeq and is a predicted model, not a curated record.
AUGCACACCCAAACCCUCCUCGUCGGCCUCGUCGCCGCCCUCGCCAUGACCGUCUCCGCAGCCCCCACCCCUAGCUCCUCCUCCUCCACACACCUCUCCGCCCGCUCCCUCCCACUCGCAGCCCGCAACCCCCCAAACCGCGACUCCACCAGCGGGCCCUCGCACCCCCCGGGCCAGCCACAAAGGGGCGGCGGCAACAAUAACAAUAACAACAAUAACAACAACAACAACAACAACCGCGACAACAAGCCGCCCAAGGGCAAACGAUCCCCCGAUGAUGAUGAAUCCGAGAUGCUCGAUGACCCCGCCGGUGCGUUUGAUGACAGUGAUGAUGUCAUCCCACCGCCGAAAAUGAGGAGGAGUCCCGGUGGCGGGAUGGGCGGUGGCGAUAAGAAGGGAGGUCAUGGAGGCCCUGGCGGAUCUGGAGGGCCUGGCGGGUCUGGAGGCCCUGGCGGAUCUGGAGGGCCUGGCGGGUCUGGAGGCCCUGGUGGACCUGGUGGAUCAGGUGGGUCAGGCGGGAAAGGCGGGAAAGGCGGGAAAGGUGGACCAAGGGGUGGGUCUGGCGGACCGAAAGGUGGGCCAGGCGGAUCAGGUGGACCGGGUGGUCAAGGUGGACCCGGUGGACAAGGUGGACAAGGUGGGCCGAAGGGCGGACCGAAAGGUGGACAAGGCGGAUCUGGUGGACCAGACGGAGCUGGCGGACCAGGCGGGGCUGGUGGUCCGGGUGCGGGUGGACCAGGCGCGGGUGGACCGGGUGCAGGAGGACCGGGUGCAGGGGGUCCGGGUGCGGGAGGUCCGGGUGGAGCUGAUGCAGCGGGGGGACCAGGUGGAGCUGAGCCAGCGGGUGGGGCGGGUGGUAGCGAUUAA